AUGAGUAUACCCGGUACCGGAGUGGAUAUGUCUGCUCUAAUGUCUCAACAUCCUGUGCUAGGAGCUAUUCCUCCGGCGUUCUUUUUAAGAGCCUCAGAGAGAUAUCAAAGAACCCCCAAAUGUGCAAGAUGUCGAAAUCACGGUGUUGUCUCGGCUUUAAAAGGACACAAAAGAUACUGUAGAUGGCGGGAUUGCAAUUGCGCCAAAUGUACCUUGAUCGCAGAGAGGCAGCGAGUUAUGGCUGCUCAAGUCGCUCUCCGGAGGCAGCAGGCUCAGGAGGAAAAUGAGGCCAGAGAAUUGGGGAUCCUCUUUCCCACGCCGAUGACCCAAUCCGUUGGAGAGACUCCUGUGCCACCGCCUCCAGUCUCAAAUGCAUCUGAUAUGGGAAUGGCUCCUGUUUUGCAAAGAAGUACCUUCACCACGGCAUCUGAUUCUUCAGAGGCUUCUAGUCCAACAUCCAAAAGGCCCAGAAUCAACGUCGAAGAGUGUCAGUUAGAAGAAUCAGACUCAGAUCAAGAAGAAAUAAAAAGAAGUCAGCACUCGUCCCCAAUAAAUCCCCAACCGACUCCUUUAGCUCCUACUCCAUCUCCAGACCCAGUCACAAGUCCCGAUCCAGAUCUAGACGUCGAAGAAGACACGCAAUCAGAAGCUCCCGAAAACCUUUCAGUAAAAAGGGAAAAACCGGCGAGUCCCGAAACCCCACCCCACCAACAGGCGUCAAAUUUUAUGCCGUACCAACAUCCGUUUGGGCAGUUUCCGCCUCAAUAUCAGCCUGCCUAUCCGCAGAGAAGUCCUAUUGAUGUGUUGAUGAGGGUGUUUCCGGGCAGGCGAAGAUCGGACGUCGAGGCACUUUUACAAAGAUGUAAAGGAGAUGUUCUCCAAGCCAUGGAGCUUAUGGUAAGUGGCAGUCACGAAGAACUAUCCACACCGUCGGCAUUUUCCCCACUCGGCCCACCGACAAACUUCCACAGGUACAGUCCAUCAAGGAGGUUUUUGUCCGCACCGUACGCCGGAACUGGCUACCUACCCACAGUUAUCAGACCGCCUCCAGACUACCUGUCGCUUGUGGGACCAGUACACGAUCUCUACAAGAACGAGAACACCGCAGCAUCCUCCCCUGGUUCCAACACUGGAUCAGAUAAAACGAGUUACUCAGAAUAG
Molecule: messenger RNA, 1161 nt
Organism: Diabrotica balteata
Lineage: Eukaryota; Metazoa; Arthropoda; Insecta; Coleoptera; Chrysomelidae
Source: the annotation of a GenBank genome assembly